AUGGUCACCAGCACUUCUGCCAUUUUGUCGAGCACGACAGGCAGCUCUUCGACUCCAGUCAGCUCUUCGACCAUUUCCUCUGGAACUGUCAUUACCUCUGCUAGUGCGCCUCCUGCUAGCUCGACAGUCCCAACGAGCUCUGUGGCCACGACUUCCAGCGCUGUCGUUUCAUCUAGUUCUGUGGUCCCUCCCUCGUCAGCAACUACUCCUACAGUCCCUUCGAGCUCGGUCACUUUGCCAAUUUUGUCUUCCACAAGCACUCAGGUGAUUCUUUCAACCUCGACCACUCCGUUCUUGCCUCCUCCACCUCCCCCGACUCUGGUCAUCAUCACCACGUCUGUCCCUAGCACAACCACCAUCACAACAAUUGUGUCGACUGGUACGACCGUGACGACAGUGACACUCACCAGCACUAUCGUGGUUCCUACCACCAUUGUGGUUCCUCCUCCCGCUCCAUCAGCACCUACUCCUCCUACACAGACGAACCCAGCUGGGCCUCCUCCGCCACCUGCCGCACCUGCCGCUAGCGGUACGCCACCUGCCGGACCUCCUCCCGCUGGCCCUCCUGCAGCCCCCUCAGCAGGAAGUCCACCAGCUGGCCCUCCUAUCCCAGCAGCGCCUCAGGGUCCUGCACCCACUGCGCCAGCUUUCACAACAGUGGUUAGGCCAAGUGUGCCUGUCAACUCACUGCCAGUUUCUUCACCGUCACUGCCAGCGAGCUCAGGCGCAGGAAAGAUGAUGGCGGUACCUGCUGCACUCAUCGCCGCUCAGUUCAUCCUUUCUGCAUUGUUCUAA
Protomyces lactucae-debilis is the source of this 795-nucleotide messenger RNA. RefSeq lists its product as uncharacterized. Lineage: Eukaryota; Fungi; Ascomycota; Taphrinomycetes; Taphrinales; Protomycetaceae. The coding region runs from base 1 to 795 and encodes 264 amino acids. The record is from RefSeq and is a predicted model, not a curated record. The transcript has a single exon.